Ipomoea triloba (trilobed morning glory) is the source of this 1380-nucleotide messenger RNA. RefSeq names its product leucine carboxyl methyltransferase 1 homolog. Gene Ontology annotation, biological process: methylation. Lineage: Eukaryota; Viridiplantae; Streptophyta; Magnoliopsida; Solanales; Convolvulaceae. Bases 54 to 1079 code for a protein of 341 amino acids. The record is from RefSeq and is a predicted model, not a curated record. Gene Ontology annotation, molecular function: methyltransferase activity. The transcript has 13 exons.
ACUACUCGUGACCCCGUAAAGUGAAAAAUCUCUCCCGUGAAACUUCUCGGCGGAUGGCGAAGCCGGUGUCGGAAUCCCGCAGCAACAUAGCCGCCGUUCAGGCCACCAACGACGAUGCAUCCGCCAGCAAACUGUCUUGCGUGAGGAAAGGAUACAUCAAAGAUGAUUAUGUUCACUUGUUUGUUAGAAGGCCAGUUAGACGAUCUCCCAUAAUCAAUCGCGGUUAUUUUGCUCGAUGGGCGGCACUUAGGAAGCUUCUGUAUCAGUUUCUUGACAGUGAGCCAAAUUCUGGUGAAGAAGAAAAAACUAAGAAACAAAUAGUAUCUCUGGGAGCUGGCUUUGAUACAAUGUAUUUUCAGCUGAAGGAUGAAGGGAAAGCACCUCAUCUUUAUGUUGAACUAGAUUUCAUAGAGGUGACAAGCAAGAAAGCAGCUCUUAUUGAAAACUACAGUCAGUUGAAGGAAAAAGUUGGUGAAACAGCAUCGAUUUCUUCAGAGAGGGGAGAGGUGCUUGGUGAUCAUUACAAAUUGCUCCCUGUUGAUUUACGCGACAUAGAAAAAUUAAAUGAUAUUGUUACUUUGGCAAAUCUAGACCCAAGUUUGCCAACAUUUAUAAUUGCAGAAUGCGUUCUGAUAUACAUAGAUCCAGAUUCUACCCCUGCUAUUGUUGGUUGGGCAUCAAAAACUUUCUCUACGGCAGUAUUUUUCUUAUAUGAGCAGAUUCACCCAAAUGAUGCUUUUGGGCAGCAAAUGAUCCGAAAUUUGGAGAGUCGAGGCUGUGCAUUAUUAGGAAUUUAUGCUACACCUACUCUAGAAGCAAAAGAAAAACUUUUCCUUGAUCAGGGAUGGCAGAAAGCUGUUGCUUGGGAUAUGUUACGAGUUUAUACUGAUUUUGUGGAAGCUCAAGAAAGACGCAGGACUGAAAGAUUGGAAUUGUUCGAUGAGUUUGAAGAGUGGUACAUGAUGCAGGAGCACUACUGUGUUGUGUAUGCAAUCAACGACUUGCUGGGUAUGUUCAAGGAAUUUGGUUUCCCUAAUGUCCAGCCUUUGAUAGGCACCUCCUCUGCAACAUCCUCUUGAAGAAUGUGCUGUUACCUGUUUUUGAAGUUUUUUAUUCUCAUCUGUUGUGUGAUGCAUAGAUUCUACUUUUACAUGUAUGAACCAGAAGAUCAGGUACCUAAAGCCUAAAGCUAUAUGGGUAUCAACCAGUUACAUAGCUCUAUUUAUUCUUUGUUUGACUUAUAGGGAGAAAUCUAUCCUUUUGCAAGCUGUUUAGCAAAUAAAACAUGGUGGGGACCCCUUACACAGCACAAGGUUGUGUCAUCUCAUGGGGCCUUUGGUCUUGUGUAUGGGUGGUCUCCUCCUCCUCCUCCUUUACAUA